Messenger RNA from Dermacentor silvarum, 1185 nucleotides. RefSeq lists its product as uncharacterized. The record is from RefSeq and is a predicted model, not a curated record. The transcript has a single exon. NCBI's taxonomy places the organism in Eukaryota, Metazoa, Arthropoda, Arachnida, Ixodida, Ixodidae. Gene Ontology annotation, molecular function: nucleic acid binding; zinc ion binding. Bases 1 to 1185 code for a protein of 394 amino acids.
AUGUGCUCCGAUGGGGCGGUGUUUGCGGCCAUGAACAGCCGCGGUAACAGGAAUACUCCAGCUGAACAUGAGGAUUACGAGGUCAUCCUACCGACUUUGCCCACAGGUCGUACAGUUUUGAAUACCAUAUUUUUACAUGCUGACGUGCGUGCAAGGCCUUAUCGAGUUGAAGAAUUCCGGGAUACGUUGGACCAUCUGGCACUGCUCCCUGAAGUGAUAGCCUUAGGGGCGUAUCAGAUGAGCCAUGUGUGGGCCGUCACCUUCAAGAACGCUGAAGGCGUCAAGAAAGCCCUGGCUAUAGGUGAAAUGAAAGUGAAAGGUCGCCGCUGUAUAGUGGUAGACCCGACGAAUCAAGACCUGCGCCUGAAGUUGCAUUGGCUGUUGUUCAACGUUCCCGAUGAAGAUGUACGCGCUGCACUUGCAAUGUUCGGCACUGUAACGGACGUCGCGAAAGAAAAGUGGCGAGUGUAUGGCAUCCAGGAGAAAACCACGACCACGCGGACGGUGAGCAUCAGGCUUCAUGCAGGCGUCAAGGUCGAUGACCUCCCACACCAGCUUCGUGUCGGUGGGGAAUUGGCGCUGCUAAUUGCUCCGGGAAGAGCACCAGUGUGUUUGCGGUGUCACACCACGGGGCAUAUACGGCGAGACUGCCGUGUCCCUCGCUGCGCACGGUGCCGCCGUUUUGGCCACGACGAGAGCUCGUGUGUGAAGACAUACGCAAGCGUAACAAGCCCAAUGGGAAAAACGGACGUCACAGAGCUCGUCAUGGACGAAGCUGACGCGGAAGAAGCUGCAGGAACGUCGCGACAAGUGAACCAAAAGGAGAUACGACCCAUAGACACGCCCUUGUAUCCACAAGAUAAUGGAAAGCAAGGAGACCGGUGCACUGUAGAAGAGACCGACGUAAGGGACUUGCCUGCAAAAAUCAGUGUAGGCACUGAAGAGGGCGAACCUUCAACAGAGCCAGCUAGUCAGUUCACGAGUAGCAUGGACGUCACGGAGGAAGACAGCAGAGACGCAGUCAGCAAACGAGGACGCGAAGCUGCAACAGACGACUCGGACGGACAAGACGUCGCUGGCGCUGGGGAACCGCCAACGAAAACGGUGGUGACUCGGCGUUCAUCAUUGAAGCCAAAGCCCAACAUUCCACCAGACAGAAAAGCGGUGCUGAAACCGCCAACGUAG